AUGGCUCUCAACGCCAUACUGCCGGCGACCCAACUGGAUUAUGAUCGCAAGGCUGAGCUCAAGGCGUUUGAGGAAACCCAAGCCGGUGUCAAAGGACUGGUUGAUGCCGGAAUCACUAGUGUUCCUAGAAUGUUCCACCUACCCUCACCUGAGAUCCUAAAAUCCGGCCAACAGUUGUGUCCGGAAACAACACUUCCGACCAUUGACUUUGAAGGAAUCAACGUAGAUCCAAUCCGACGAAAGAAGGUYGUUGAGGAAGUGAAAGAUGCAUCAGAGMGUUGGGGGUUCUUUCAGAUCGUGAAUMAUGGAAUUGCGAGUAGCGUGUUGGAGGAGAUGAURAAAGGGGUUWUAGGGUUUMAUGAGCAAGAUACAGAGGUUAAGAAGCAAUGGUACAKCAUGAAUAGCAAGGGGAAGCAUCCGGUGGUGUACAACAGCAAUUUCGACUUGUAUGUUUCACGUGUAGCCAACUGGAGAGACUCUCUCAUUUGCAACAUGGCUCCUAAUCCUCCCAAUCACCAUGAAUUGCCUCCUAUUUGCAGAGAGAUAUUGAUGAAAUAUGCAAAUGAAGUGCACAAACUUGGGGUUCAGGUACUCGAGUUGAUGUCCGAGGCUCUCGGGCUCAACCCGAGUCACCUCAUAGAGAUGGGGUGCGUUGAAGGACUUUCGGUUCUCGGCCAUUACUAUCCUUCGUGCCCACAACCUGAGUUGACGAUAGGCACGAGUAGCCAUACCGACAAUACCUUCAUCACAAUUGUUCUGCAAGACCAUAUUGGUGGUCUUCAGUUCUUUAAUGAGAACCGGUGGAUCGAUGCUCCUCCUACUCCGGGAGCUCUUGUAGUGAACGUGGGAGAACAUCUAAAGCUACUUACGAAUGACAAGUUUAUGAGCGCGUCACACAGAGUUUUAGCGAACAAGAUUGGUCCAAGAGUAUCAGUGGCAUCGUUCCUUAGGGUACCACCAACGCAAUCAUCUAAGGUCAUUGAACCUAUCAAAGAGUUGCUUUCGGAGGAGAAUCCAACCAAGUAUAGAAGCACGACAGUGGGAGAAUUUAUGAAUCAUGUUCUAGCAAAGGGACUCGAUGGUGUAUCUGCUACUUUGCAUUUCCGGAUCUAGAAGGCACUUCAAGAACCAAGAUUUGGACGAGAAAUCUUUCAUUUUAUUGUUUAGAAGCAACAAUAUUCAUCAACUAUCGUUUGGUUUUCUGAAAACGUGUAUAAAAGUAUUUAUAAAUAAUGUAUGAUUGAAAAUAGUUGUGUUGGU
Molecule: messenger RNA, 1260 nt
Organism: Cynara cardunculus var. scolymus (artichoke)
Lineage: Eukaryota; Viridiplantae; Streptophyta; Magnoliopsida; Asterales; Asteraceae
Product: 1-aminocyclopropane-1-carboxylate oxidase homolog 1-like
Exons: 3
Coding region: 1-1113 (370 amino acids)
Source: RefSeq, a predicted model, not a curated record